CAAGCCCGCAGAGCCUCUUUAACGCAUCCAGUGGAUAUGACAAACCAGAGGCGCUCCACGGGCCAGCGUGUCAAAUAAUAACAAUAAUCAUGGGCUUUAGCGACAGCAGCUCGUCCGAAACUCACACCCUCACACACUAACGAGGCAUCUCGGGGCCGUUUUGCGGGUCUGCGGACGCCUCAAAGUUGGAGCGUGCUCGCCCAAAUGGACGUCGAUGGACUGGAAUGAAACCUCCACUUCUUCUGUCGGACUGAAGGAAGGAGGCAAAGAAACCUCUGCAUGUUCAAGUUUCCUGCUCCAACCAGAGGGGCAUCGGUGCGUGCGUGUUGGAUGUGUGUGUGGAAGCGUGUGUCGGGUGCGUGUGUGUGCGCGCCCGCAGGAGCAGCAGCAGCAGCAGGAGCAGCAGCGGCGGCGGUGGCGGCGGCGGCCGCGGGAAGGGAAGUUUAGCGCCGUGAUUUGUCUUCUGUCCAUCUAUUCUGUUGUGUUUUUCAUGUCACAGCAGGGGACAGGCGGAUUAACCUGAUGAAAAUUAAUCAUCUGUGGAGAGGCUCUGUGAUCGUGACUAUGAUGAUGAUGUCGAGUAAGAGCGUGGAGUGGCUGCAGGAGGAGCUGGAGUCCGGGGCCAGCUCUCUGCUGCUGCUGGACUGCAGACCCCAUGAGCUGUACGAGUCCUCGCACAUCGAGUCGGCCAUCAACCUGGCCAUCCCGGGCCUCAUGCUCCGGAGGCUGAAGAAGGGCAACCUCCCCAUCCGAUCCAUCAUCCCCAACAACGAGGACAAGGAGAAAUUUGUCAAGCGGUGCAAGACGGACGUGGUGGUUCUGUACGACGAGGCGACCUCGGAGCGGCAGGAGUCCGGGCUGGGGAGCUCCGUGCUGGGGCUGCUCCUGCAGAAACUGCGGGACGACGGCUGCAAAGCUUUCUACCUGGAGGGGGGCUUCAACAAGUUCCAGUCCGAGUACCCCGAGCACUGCGAGACCAAUCUGGACUGCUCCUGUCCCAGCAGCUCCCCACCAGCCUCCGUCCUCGGUCUGGGAGGACUCCGCAUCAGCUCCGACUGCUCGGACGGGGAAUCUGACCGUGAGCCGGGCAGCGCCACAGAGUCGGAGGGCAGCCCGCUCCCCAACAACCAGCCAGCAUUUCCCGUCCAGAUCCUGCCGUACCUUUACCUGGGCUGUGCCAAAGACUCCACCAACCUGGAUGUGCUCAGCAAGUACAACAUCAAAUACAUCCUCAACGUGACGCCCAACCUGCCCAACAUGUUCGAACACGAAGGCGACUUCAAGUACAAACAGAUCCCCAUCUCUGAUCACUGGAGCCAGAACCUCUCGCAGUUUUUCCCUGAGGCCAUUUCAUUCAUCGAUGAGGCGCGCUCAAAAAAGUGCGGCAUCCUGGUGCACUGUCUGGCCGGGAUCAGCCGCUCGGUGACCGUCACGGUGGCCUACCUGAUGCAGAAGCUCAACCUGUCGCUCAACGACGCCUACGACUUUGUUAAGCGGAAAAAGUCUAACAUUUCCCCAAAUUUCAACUUCAUGGGCCAGCUCCUGGACUUUGAGCGGACGCUGGGCCUCAACAGCCCCUGCGACAACCACUCGACCUCCCCGCCUCAUGACCAGCUCUUCUUCACCACCCCGACCAAUCACAAUGUGUUUCAACUGGACACACUGGAGUCCACAUGAAAGUUAAAAUGGGGACUGUCCCUUUUUUGGGGUUCGAAAGGUGGUGUUGUUGCCACAGUAACAAGCGGCUGCACUGGAGGGAAGCAGCCAGUUUAAUGAAUGUUUUAGCCUCCCGAGGCUCGUUGUCUGAGAGCCUGGCCAUGGAGCAGCGUCGGAGGGGCAGGGGAGGUCAAAGAUGCCACGUUAAAAAGGGGACGGGGUGUUUUUUUAACCCAGAAGGGGAACUGACAGAUAUGUUUACGAUGGCGUCCUCCUCAGGAGUUGAUUGAAAUCGAGGGAGGAAGAGCCCCGUUCAACUUGUCUUGUAACGGAGAACCAAGGAGACUUAACUGACUGAGACACUGAGCGAAGGACGCAGCAGGACAGACAGCUUCAUACAAAGAUAGGAAAAAUCUACAGCGCUCGACUUAUGAGAUAACAACAUCCUCUCUGUCUUUCUAACUCGGCUUGCGAGCUGAGCUGACUGGUGCCAAGUGGAGAAUCUGGGAUUUACUUGUAGGAAAUCUCGCUCUACUGAAUGUAGAGUUUUACAAACCAAGGAAUUAACACAUGUGCGCGCGCACACACACACACACAUAAACAAAGUAUGUAUGUUUGUCUGUACUGUAUGUAUGUUAACGUACAUAGCAGAAAAUGUAUGGGCAGUCCUUAACAAAUUCAGUAUGUCUAUAUGCAUUUUUGUAUAUUUUUGUGUACAUUUACGCACAAAUCUAUACCUUAUAUAAAUAUAUACGCAUAGAAAUCUUAUCUAUCCAAUCCAACAAUGGCUUAAGAGAUUGUAAAAUUAAAGAAGGAGAAUGGGUGUGGCGGCGCCAACAAAGAGGAACGUUGUGAUAUUCCUAGUUGUCUUUUUUUUUAGUUUCGUUUUUCUUUUAGGUUUGUAAUGACCUAAUGCAGUUUGCACAGUGGUGUAGCCAUUGACUUGUUGGCACUCGGAGCCGGUGCUGGAAGCAGGCAGAUAAAGGGACAUUCAGAGAAGAGGAGCGGAGAGGAGAGGCCAGUCCCAGGCUGCGACGAGUCCCAACAGCUGCACAGCGGAGUGGGGAGGGAGCAGGAACUGGCCCCCGAGCAGAGGACGAGGUUCAGGGGUUAGGGGUUAAGACAAGCAAUGGGUCGGACAUUGGCAUGGGGGUUGGGUGUUGGUGAAGCAGCUACAGUAGAGUUGACAUUUGGCCAAGUACAAGUUCCCAAUUCCUACUUCCUUCCCCAGUAUGACUGUUCAUCCAGUUGCCUUAUAAGAAGUACCAGUUGUUUCCACCAGCUGUUUUGAUUAGUUGUUUCUUUUCAGUUCGAAACUAAUCUACCGAACUUCCUUCAUUAUUUCAUCACAGGAUAUUGUCCGACCAGUAUGUUUGCCAAACUGGUUCCUCGCAGCUCUGUUUUUUGUACUCUGAGGCUUGAAUGAGAAGUCGUUUGAGGAUGCAAAGGCAACAUUUCUGAGCAACUUUUUGGGCAGCUUAUCAUAGCAACCUCGGGCAAAGGAAGUGCCUCAACACUCUUGUAUUACCUUACUUCUUUUUGCCUAAGAGGAAGUUGUUCAAUUUGUUGUCCUAUCUUAGGUCCCUUUUAGGAUACAGGUACAAAUUUGCCAAAAAAUGGACUCUGGGACAAGAGGCUGUGAUUAUACUGGUCUCUGUGUUGGGAUUAUGGUGUCAUGAACUGGGACUGGCCUCAGCUACAGACUGCACUUAGCUACUUCAAUAGCUUCACGUCCCUUAACUGCGUUGGAGAAAACGGGAGGAAUGUCUUUCUGUAAAGGGAUCACCCAUUUCGUCAAGGAAAAGUUUGUCUGAGUGGAUUCACCCUUAAGCCUUGGGUAUAUGAAAGAUAUAUUAAACACAAAUUGAUAUAAAUAUAUAUAUUAGAGCUAAUAGUAAACAGAUCUAUAUUAUUUUGUAUACCUGAGCAUGCUGUGGUACUGUAUGCUCUCUAACAGUAGAAGUAACCACGGGUUGGGAUGUUGCUUUAAAAAGGUGGGAAGACGAACGAUGAGGUCUGUUUUUUUAACUGCUGUUGCUGCUGAACACAGCGGUAUACAGCGUGUGGUCAAAGAGUUUUCUGAGAUCCUGUCCACAUCAGAAGUAUCUUUAAGAGAGAGUCCAAAAACGUGCAAAUUUCCUUCUGCUGCAGGAGUUGUCUGUUAAAUAUAAGUUUUUCUGUCAUGAGUGUAACAACACUGCAGCACUUGUGGCAAUGACUGUGGGUAGGUUGGUGUCAUGCAAGAACAUUUUAAUUUUUUCUUACUCUUAAUCUCUUACUUUUUCUGUAAGGGUUGCUUUUAUGAGUGUUUUAGGUCAGAUUCAGCUUGUAAUAUGCAGAAACAUUACAUAAAUCUCUCGUUUCAACCUAAUUAUUGCCACCUCAAUUUCGAGAACCCAUUGGCUAUCCGUGUGACAACGUUUUAACCUCUGGGGACAAUGGCCAAAAUUUCAGGGGUUGCAGUGUAGCCAGCGGUCAUCCAAGACAUCCUUGUCUGUGUACCGUCACUGUUUACAGUCCGAUUAGCAAUCUGGAACCCACCAGCCAUCGGUCUGAUGAUAAUAUCUCUACAGAUUUUUAAGCUAAAUUUUUAAAAGCUAAAAAAAUAAAGCUAUAUCAAGGUCAGACGAUAGCCAUUGGGUUCCUAGAUUGCAUUUCGGCCAAUGUAUUCUGCCUCUUUUGCUCUCCACACAAACUGUUUACCUGCAUUUAACCAAAGUCCACUCAAAUGUGAUUUGUCAAUGCUACUCUGACUACUAACAGACACACUUCUGAUACCAAAAUCUUGCCUGUUGCCUACAAAUCCUGCAUUUUUGUGCAGAUUUCUGUUUAUAGAGAUUAUUGCCACCUGUUCAAGAGGAUGUGCACAUCUGUGAGUUGUAAUUGUUCGCAUAAUUGCUGCUUUAAAUUGCUUUCUAAGGCUGCCCGUUCAGCUCCAUUUGUAGUACAGUUUCAUUCACAAAAAUAUAAAAGGAAGAAUUAAUCAGACAUAACAUUUAGUUGUUGCAGUGGUCUUAUAAGAAAUUUUUAAAAAAAAUAUAUGCUACAGUGUCAUCACAGACAUUCUUUGACAGAAAUAAAGCAGGAACCUUGAUAUGAAAUCAGAUGCUAAAAAAAGCAUCUUGACAUUGGAAACACAGCUACAUUCAGCCGUUCUCUGUAACUGCGUAUCCUGUUCGGGGUCAUUGGAGGGCUAGAGUUGAUCCCAGCUGACACUGGGCAAGAAGUAAGGGACACCCUGGACAGGUCACCAGACUAUCAGAGGGCUGACACAUAGACAGCCAUUCAUGAGAACCACAGCUGCUUUUAUUUUUAUUUGCACCGUUUCAAGCAACUGCAUAUCCUCCUCUGACCUGUUAGUCUGGGACAGACCUGUAGUUGGUUGAAAUAUUGCUGUUAAAACUAAAAGUAAAAUGUAGAAAAUAAGUUCUCUUAUAAAUCACCUGCAUGUGAUGCUGAAGAAUGAAUCUGUUUGUAUGAAUGGUUCUUGCAUGAGGCCCAUUGUUCAUAGUGAGUUUCAGAGGUUUGGUUUCAGAGCGGUGAUGUGGACGGGGUCUAACCAGAAACACAGAACUGGGUUUCAAAGGGGACAGCAGUUGAAUCUGAACAGGGUUGGUUUUAGCUGGCCUUAUAUAAUCUUUCUAACUUGUUUCUAAUGCUGACUGUUCAAUACUUUGUAUCUCACUUUAGAAAAACAUUGUGUAAAAAGAAAAAGUGAAACGUUUGUUUAUCUGUUAUUUGAAUCAGAACAUGGUAAUAAUAGACAGCGAGCUGUCUUUUUUACCGUUAACGGGUCACACAAGGUCCUCUUUGUUACUCUGCAAUAUAUCAAACACCUUUUUGCAGUAUUUUGUAGAUCCAAGACCUCAAAAUUUUUAAAAUCUUCUUCUUUUGUACUAUAUCUAUUCUAUUAUACUUAUACAAGAUUCAGCUCGAUAUGGCUUGUGGACUGAAGUAACAUUUCACCUGGGGUGUCCAAAAUGUUGGGCCGAAGUGCCCAUUAUUAACCUGAGAGAGGCCCUCAUUAACACACACACACACAAACACACACGCACAGCUUCACACAGCCAGAGCUGCUGUGGUUUAGCAUGCCAGUUAUGUUUCACAAUAGAGGAUUACACCACCCGACUUAGAAACUACAAGGUCUUUUUCCGUCUUGUUUUGAUAUAAUGUGCUCUAUGCUAUUCCUGUGGCCUUUCAAUAUGAAUAUAUAUCUAAGUAUAUAUAUGUUAUGAAUUUAUAUGCAAAAGUUCCUCUCCUAUUAUAGCAUCAGAGAUGAAAAUAAUACAACCAUGCUUGAAUGGCCUUCCCUCGUCUGUAGUCAUACCCCACUUACAAUAAGAAAAAUGACUUGAUCACUUGCACCCUAGGAUUGAAAUAUAUUUCAGUACGGAGCUUUUCUAUUUAAAAAGAGUAUGGUUGAUUUCAAGCUGCUUUCUUGUAUUUUUUGUGUCUUUGUAACAAUGAAAGAGAAAUCAAGUCUUUUUCUCUGUUUGUAAAUUUGCCAGAUCACGGGAACGGCCGUUUCUGUGUCCUUAAACUUGUAGCUACAUCUCGGUAAGAAUGUGUUCGGUGAGGGAAAGACGUUGCGUAAGCGAAGGCAGAGAGGUGGCGGCGCUAAAAUACAAAGUGAAAGAAAAAGUGAAUGAUUUUAAAAAUGUUACCUCAGUGAGGAAUUUUUCAGGGAUUUUUUUGACAAUGCAUCUUGCAUCGUGUUACAGCUUCAAACACACGUUGAAUAGCUGUUUUGUAUUGUGCUGUAAACAGUUUUUAAAAAAGAUGCAAUCUGUCUGUGUAUAAAAACAAGGGGCAUGUUAACCGGGGCAGGUUCACCUUUCUGUCUACUGAAGGAAAUACGAUUGACCCUAUGUAUUGUACAGUGUAUGGAAACAACACAAGACAUGUUUAUACCGCAAAUAAAUAUUGAAAUAUUUUUUUCUUUAA
Messenger RNA from Plectropomus leopardus (leopard coralgrouper), 6600 nucleotides. It is a transcript of the gene dusp7, whose product is annotated as dual specificity phosphatase 7. Gene Ontology annotation, molecular function: protein tyrosine/threonine phosphatase activity; MAP kinase tyrosine/serine/threonine phosphatase activity; MAP kinase tyrosine phosphatase activity. Gene Ontology annotation, biological process: negative regulation of MAPK cascade; peptidyl-tyrosine dephosphorylation. NCBI's taxonomy places the organism in Eukaryota, Metazoa, Chordata, Actinopteri, Perciformes, Serranidae. Gene Ontology annotation, cellular component: cytoplasm; cytosol. The record is from RefSeq and is a predicted model, not a curated record.